Molecule: messenger RNA, 1006 nt
Organism: Helianthus annuus (common sunflower)
Lineage: Eukaryota; Viridiplantae; Streptophyta; Magnoliopsida; Asterales; Asteraceae
Exons: 2
Coding region: 336-944 (202 amino acids)
Source: RefSeq, a predicted model, not a curated record
UUGAAUUAGUUAGUGAUAGAUUGUUAACACAAUCGGACCAUAACAUUGCAUCAGAUAAAUUCUCUAGCCGUGGUUUAAUCACAUCAGUUGGGCCGGGUCUUAAAAACUUUUUUGUGGGCCUCGAAUUUUGAUCAGUUUUGGGUCGGGUUUUCAUAGUUUAUUUUUGGGCCUUUUAAAAUUAACUUGUGUUUGCAGAAUUUCACCGGGCCAGGCGUUUCAAGUUCAUUUGGACCAAGUACUACUAACAUUUGGAGUUGAUACGGGUUUAAUUUUUGAAGUAACUUGAACCGGGUUUUAAGUUGAGACAAAUAUUUUUCGAGCUUUAUAAAAAAAACAUGGAUGAAACUCAGAAGGAGUACGAUAACUUUAGAAGUGUUCGUGGUGAAAGUUUGUCUGAUCAUAUUACAAGGUUCAUGAAUUUGCUGACAAAGAUGAAGAAAGCUGGAAUUCCCGUUACCAACCGUGUUAAAAUCAAAAGGUUGCUAGAUUCACUACCAAAAGAAUGGAGUACCCGGUGCAUGAAGAUUAAAGAUGACUUUAUAAGGUAUCCUACAACGCUGACAGAUGUCGUGGACGCUUUGAAAUCUCUUGAAAUGGAGGUGAAUCAGAUUGGUGUCACUCCAAAAGCAAGGCCAACAACACCUACCAACAUGAGUUUCCCUUCCCCAAUCAGUGUAGGAAGUUCAUCAUUUGUUUCAGCCAGGAUUCUAAAUAAUCUUCCAGCAAGUUCUGCAAAAACAUCUUUAAGUGAAAAAGAAAUGGUGGAAAUUGCAAAGUCAACAACUGAUAACGGGAAGAAAGUUACUAAGGAAGAUGAUAAGGUGAAGCAGAUUGAGAAGGUGGAUGCAGGAUUCAGUGAAGCAGGUAGAAAGAACGAAGAGAAGACGCCUUUUGAAGCCCAGCAUGCAGAAUCUAGCAAGGAGAAGGAAGAAAAGGACUUGUGAAGAGGUGAUUGAGCGUGAGGAGGAUGUGUGCGAUGAGGAUUGUGGUGGCACGAAAAUGGGAA